AUGCUGCUCCUGUCAAACGCAGCUUCUCCCCCCCCCUCUCGUUCUCCUCCCUCUAUAGUUCCGGGUCAUUUCACGUGACCUCUCCUCAUCACCACCUCCUCUUCACCUCAUCCUCCCCAAGUAAACAAUUCCGCAUCAGUUCAGUUAUGUCUGCUAGCAGCCCUCGAUUCUUAUCUUAGAAAAAGGCCGCCCCAAAGUGCUGAGUUUACCCAGAGCUCUGUCAGAAGUAAAAAAUAUGGGAUAUGUUCAUAUAUGAAAUGGGGAGAGGAAUAUAUGCAAACUGAGAAAAUAUGUAAACUAUAGUUGACAUAGGCCUACUAUAUUUUUGAAAUGAUCGUGCAAAAUGCGUCGCGUCGACCUUGCAAUUAAAUUAGCUUUUACAUUAAUAAACAAAAUCCGUGGAUGUUCGGCUAUUAUGUAGCCUACUCUUAAUCGCUUAAUGUCUUUUACUCUUGAAUAAAUGAAUGCACCAGGACAUCAAGUUUUUUUUCGCCCGGGAAAUGGCUACAUUAUGUAUGUGAUUAAGUGUAUUUAUAAAUAGGCUCACUCUCACCCCACGUUGCAUUCAUAUGAAGCCGAUAUUUGUGAAUGGGAGUGAAAAUCGUGGCUUUCGUGCGGGGACGACGUUAUUACCAGUUCUAAGAAAUGUUGUAACAUAUUAUUCAUGGAGGAAAUAUAGAAGAGAAAAAAAAAAGCUUUUUUACCCCGAAAUGUAGGCCUGUGUGGAUGUCAGUCUGACCACCCUCCCCCCCCCCGCUGAUGGUACAGUCUUGGUUCAUUCAUAAAAUUCUAGCAGAGCAUAAAAGGAGGGGCUUGCAUUCAAGUCGUCCAGUUACCAGGUAUAUACCUGGAGGAAAAACCCGAGCCGCUCUGCCCAGCUGAAGGCCAGAGUCAUAUUUGUCAUUGAUCAGGACUUGUUUUUUUCCCUCGUGAUUUAUCCUAACAACCUGACGGCCUGACAUGGAUUCAAUUCCCCCCACCUGCCGGACAGAGUCUCCUGUCGGGACACUCUUCCAGAAGACGCCAGAAGAGGCGAGCUCUCCAGCUUCCUCCUUAGAGAGUAAUGCAAAGGAGCUCUGCCGAGACAUGAGUGUUGAAGACGCUCCAUUUGUUCCAACAGUCACUGCAAUUUCCUCUACCCCAGAUUUCCAGUGGAUGGUCCAGCCUACGAUUAUUACAUCUGUCUCCCCGUCUCUGGGUAGCAAGCAAGCCAAUGAACCACAAAGCUCUCACCAGGCAACACCCAAAGUGGGCGGGAACAAGGGCAAAAAUGCUGUCAGAAAGGGGAAAACAGAGCAGCUGUCUCCAGAGGAGGAAGAGAAAAAGAGGAUAAGGAGGGAGAGGAAUAAAAUGGCUGCAGCAAAGUGUCGCAACAGACGGAGGGAACUUACUGAUACACUGCAAACUGAGACCGAUAAGCUGGAGGAGGAAAAAGCAGCCCUGGAGACGGAAAUAGCCAACCUCCUCAAAGAGAAAGAACGACUUGAAUUUAUCCUCGCCACACAUAAACCGGGGUGCCAAAUGUCAGAAGAGUUGGAGUCUAUUUUCCAGGAGCCCACGGGGUCCCCGGGGCUACCGCUAAGUCCAGACGAGGACAGACUUCCAGAGGAUGGCACACAGGAAGCUCCUUCGCUCCAGGAGAUGGACAUCCCCAGUGAUCCGUCCACAGCCAUCUCUGGGAACUCCAAUAUCUUGCUGUGUGCCAGUGCUGAAAUCAACAUCUGCGAUCUUGAGUCCUCUCUGGACAUUAAAGAGGGGCUGCUGGAAAAUAUGUUACCCAGUUUGGAGGAGAGAACCCCCAUGGAGACAGCGCGAUCCGUGCCUGACAUAGAUCUCAGCAGUUCUCUUGGGGUCUCGGACUGGGAGACCCUGUACAAGUCUGUUUCCAGCGACCUGGAGCCUCUCAGCACUCCUGUGGUGACCUCCACCCCCACCUGUAGCAGCUACCUGUCUGUGUUCACAUUUGCGUGUCCCGAGCUAGACUCUCUCACAGAGGGACUGGACAGUCAUAAAGGUGGAGGGGGCAAAACAGAAUCUGUUGAUCUCCUCAACUCUCCAACUCUCCUAGCCUUAUAAUGUACAGAGUGAAGGGAUCCGUGUGAUCUCUCUGGUUUUUCUGUUUGCAGGUUCCUGACUUUGAAAUGACAUGAACAACAUAUGCUGUAACACUUCAAGGAAUACCUUCAUGAAAUGUCUUGUGUGUGUGUGACUAAGCAAACAUAUUAACUUUCUCCAGAUGCAUAGCCAACAGAGUGAUGUAGCGAAAAGCAUGGCUUUUUACAGGAGGGACUGAAGUAAGUUUUGAUUUUAAAACGCAUGCUGAGAAAUUCCAAAUAAUUUUCAGAGCUUCUAUAUAUCUGAUCUGUUACUAGAUCUAAUAUGUAAUGUGGAAUUUAAUGUUUCAGUAUGGUUUUGUGUUUUGGUGUCAAUAGUGUAUUGAUUGCUGUAAAUGUUGUAUUUACAUAUUCAUCCACGUUAAGUACCUACAUACCUCAAUGUCAUCAACUGUGGUUUGACCUCAUUGAAAGUUUUCCAUGAAAACAUCCAGUGCUAUAUGCUAUAUAUCUUAUCAAGAUGUACCCUAUGAUUUAUUUUUUUACCUUUACAGAUUAUGAUUUAUUUGUUAAAUUUAAAAGUCAAAAUGAGCAUUGAUUGCUUAUCUAUGCUGCUAAAUAAUUACAAUAAAUCAACAUUCACAGUGGUGUUUGCAA
Perca fluviatilis (European perch) is the source of this 2711-nucleotide messenger RNA. RefSeq names its product v-fos FBJ murine osteosarcoma viral oncogene homolog Aa (gene fosaa). The record is from RefSeq and is a predicted model, not a curated record. Lineage: Eukaryota; Metazoa; Chordata; Actinopteri; Perciformes; Percidae. Gene Ontology annotation, molecular function: DNA-binding transcription factor activity, RNA polymerase II-specific; RNA polymerase II cis-regulatory region sequence-specific DNA binding. Gene Ontology annotation, cellular component: nucleus. Gene Ontology annotation, biological process: regulation of transcription by RNA polymerase II. The transcript is spliced from 4 exons. Bases 961 to 2076 code for a protein of 371 amino acids.